AUGAGGGGACUGGGAGCGGCAGUGGUAGUGUUGAAGUUGGUUAAGGGGACUGGGAGCGGCAGUGGUACGUGUUGCAGUUGGUUGAGGGGACUGGGAGCGGCAGUGCUUGAGGGGAGUGGGAGGGAGAGGGAAGAUGUCAGGGUUGGAUUGGCGGAAGUGUACUGUACUAAAUCUUCUGGCAAUUGCAAUGGAUGUUGGUAUGAUCGCAAUAAGCGCACUGGUAACCUGAGGUCUUACAAGUGCGAACCUACGCCAUGUAACGACCAAUGUAGAGGCAACGGGAAUACAUGUCAAUGUGAGUGUAAAUGUUGUUUACAUAAACGUGAAGAGGAAAGUAAACGCCUUGCCGCCGCCUCCCUUCAUUCCACCAGUCAACAUUCUCUCCCUGAUUCCUCCGAAGCUCAGCAACAAGCCGCCAAACAAGAGCAUCAAUCUCCUCCCGAAGCUCUCAAGCUAGAAAACAAAGCUCCACCUUUCCGCCCUGACCCCAAAGCCAUCGCCGCCGUCAUCGUUGCCCUCAUCGUCGCCAUCAUCCUGCUCGACCUGUGCAUCUUCCGCUUUCCGGUGGGCCGCAACAUCCGCGAUUUCCUCGUACGCAAGAUACCCUUCUGCAUCGCGUUCUACAGCUGA
Molecule: messenger RNA, 630 nt
Organism: Babesia bigemina
Lineage: Eukaryota; Apicomplexa; Aconoidasida; Piroplasmida; Babesiidae
Exons: 5
Coding region: 1-630 (209 amino acids)
Source: RefSeq, a predicted model, not a curated record